Molecule: messenger RNA, 1003 nt
Organism: Musa acuminata subsp. malaccensis (wild Malaysian banana)
Lineage: Eukaryota; Viridiplantae; Streptophyta; Magnoliopsida; Zingiberales; Musaceae
Product: protein LURP-one-related 8
Source: RefSeq, a predicted model, not a curated record
UCUUCCCCGACUCCGUCUCCGUCUCCGUCUCCGUCUCCGAUCCGGCUACCGGAGGGGGGAGGGGGCUCCAGUGGAGAUGCCGAAGGUUCACCCCAACGCCGCGGCGGCGGCGGCGGAGUCGCCCACGGCCGAGGCUUCCUGCGACGGCCGAGCGAGGGCCGCGGAGGCGACGGCGCUGACGGUGUGGCGGAAGUCGCUGCUCUUUAACGGGAACGGGUUCACGGUGUUCGACUCCAAGGGGAACCUGGUAUUCCGAGUCGACAACUACUCCUCGGGGAGCAGCGACGAGAUCGUUCUCAUGGACGCCGCUGGGAAGCCGCUGCUCACCAUCCGGAAAAAGCGGGUGUUCAUGAUGCAGAAGCUGAGUCUAGGAGACCACUGGCUGGUCUAUGAUGGUGAGGAGGCCGUCAAUCCACGGUUUGCAGUCAAGAAGCACAAGGGCCUCCUCCACUCCACCAAGGCGCUGGCACGAGUGACGGCUCCAUGCACCUCCGGCUCCAAGUCGCGCCUCGUAUACGACGUCGAGGGCUCCUACUCGCGGCGAUGCUGUGUGGUCUACGACGACAGGCGAAGGCAGCUGGCGGAGAUCAAGAAGAAGGAGUCUGCCCAAGGCAUCGCCCUCGGCCUUGACGUCUUCCGCCUUAUCGUGGAGCCAGAGCUCGAUGCAGCGUUUGCGAUGGCCAUGGUGAUACUCCUUGAACAGAUGUUUGGAUCCAGACGGUCACUUCUCGGAGAAGCCUGUGUUUUUAUGAGGUUGUGAGAGUGUCUCCAGGGCAUCCAUCCAUCUCAUGGGAAUUUAUUUGUGCUAUAUAUUGGAACAACAAUGUGACAAGAUGACCAAAAACAACGAGAGAAGAAGAAGAAGAAGAUAUAUCUCUUUUUUGUGCUUCCUCAAGAGCUGAUGAUGCAUGGAAGCAUGUUUGAGAUUUUGGUGGGUACACCUCAAAAACAGUUGUAGUUUUCAUUCAAAGCAAACAAAAUUGAAAUAUGAUAUGCUUUGUUA